ACCCAACCAUGGAAUCACUCAUAUUUUUAUAAUUUUUGCAGCAGGUAUAUUUUUGUAAUUUUUUUCUCUCCCCUCCUAAUUCUCCCUAUGCAAAAACAAAACAAAACCUGUUCUCUCUUCAGUCUCAGAGCUCAAACUUGACGACAAUGCCAGAACUUCCAGAGGUAGAAGCAGCUCGAAGAGCCAUCGAAGACCACUGUAUCGGCAAGAAGAUCAAGCGAUCCUUGAUCGCUGACGAUUCCAAGGUCAUCGAUGGAGUCUCGCGUUCUGAUUUCGAAUCCUCUCUCCUCGGCAAGACUAUCGUCGCCGCUCAUCGCAAGGGCAAGAACAUGUGGCUCCAACUCGAUUCCCCUCCUUUUCCUUCUUUCCAGUUCGGAAUGGCUGGGGCUAUAUAUAUUAAGGGAGUUGCAGUUACAAAAUAUAAGAGGUCUGCUGUAAAUGACAGUGAUGAGUGGCCUUCCAAGUAUUCCAAGUUAUUUAUCGAACUAGAUGAUGGGUUGGAGCUGUCAUUCACUGAUAAGAGGAGAUUUGCAAAAGUUCGCUUGCUUGAGAAUCCAGCUUCUGUGCCCCCAAUUUCUGAGCUUGGUCCAGAUGCAUUGUUGGAGCCUAUGACCAUUGAUGAACUUAUCAACUCCUUGAGCAAGAAGAAGAUUGGAAUCAAGGCUCUUUUACUUGAUCAGAGUUUUAUCUCAGGUAUUGGCAAUUGGAUUGCAGAUGAAGUGCUAUACCAAGCAAAAAUUCAUCCGCUGCAAAUUGCCUCCAGCCUUUCCAAAGAAAGCUGCGUAGCAUUGCACAAGUGCAUUAAAGAGGUUAUUCAAUAUGCGGUUGAAGUUGAUGCCGACUGCAGCCGCUUCCCACUCGAAUGGUUGUUUCAUUUUCGGUGGGGGAAAAAGCCUGGACAAGUUAACGGGAAGACAAUUGAGUUUAUUGCUGCUGGUGGCAGGACAACGGCAUAUGUACCAGAGUUACAAAAGCUGAGUGGAUCUCAAGUUGCAAAAGCACAAAUUAAACCGAGAAAGCAAACUGUUAAGAAGGGAAGCAAAGAUGUGGACAUGGAUGGUGAUCUUAGUGCACCAGGAAGUGAGGAUGAGGAAAAUGCUAAAAGUGCAAAAUCAAAGGGAGGGAGGACCAUGAGUGGACGUAAGAAACCGCCUGCAAAAAGAAAGCUAAAUGGAAGCGAUGAAGAUGAUGACGACGACAGCAAUAAUGAUGAUGAUGAUGAUGAUGAUGACGAUGACGACGAUGACACAGAUCAGAAGAAGAAAACUAAAACAGCUAAGAAGCCUCCUGCUAAAACAAAGUCCAAGAAAGCGACGGUUAAGGUGACCAGAAGAAAAAAAUGAGAGGAAGGAAGAAUAAGCCUCCUGUGGUAGAAAGUUCGAAGAAAGUGAUGCGAUGGUGUGAUACGGAUGGUUAAUGAUGAUGACAUAGUUGGACGACAGGAGGAGGAAAUGGGAUAUGAGGGGUAAUGAAGGGAGCGCAAACUAAGGUGGAGACUUCUAAGAAUAGAAGUUGAAACUAGAAGUCAAAAUGGCAAGCAACUAGAGAAGAAAGUGAAAUAGUCUACUUCUUUUCUAUAUUUUGGUAGAAUGGAAGGGAGAGUAUUUGCUAAUCUUGGUUAUAGUUUCAGGUUUUUUUGGGGCAGUAGUACCUUAACCCUACUUUCAGAACCUUUGCCACAGUGCAGAUGACUUUUUUUCAUUGUAUGCUGAACUUGCAUGAUAUCAGCCAUGUUUAUUAUUAUUUUUUUAAUCAUGAAAUUUUGUGUUAUUGUGUUUGGUAUAAUUUCUGCGUAUAACGUGUGAGACUAAAAUAACUCAAAGCUUUUAAAAAAAUAGAUGAUUAUUGGGAAGUA
Camellia sinensis is the source of this 1855-nucleotide messenger RNA. It is a transcript of the gene MMH-1, whose product is annotated as MUTM homolog-1. The record is from RefSeq and is a predicted model, not a curated record. Lineage: Eukaryota; Viridiplantae; Streptophyta; Magnoliopsida; Ericales; Theaceae. Gene Ontology annotation, biological process: base-excision repair. Gene Ontology annotation, cellular component: nucleus. Gene Ontology annotation, molecular function: damaged DNA binding; DNA-(apurinic or apyrimidinic site) endonuclease activity; zinc ion binding.